Molecule: messenger RNA, 1165 nt
Organism: Cucumis melo (muskmelon)
Lineage: Eukaryota; Viridiplantae; Streptophyta; Magnoliopsida; Cucurbitales; Cucurbitaceae
Product: transcription factor MYB20
Exons: 3
Coding region: 175-1077 (300 amino acids)
Source: RefSeq, a predicted model, not a curated record
UAAAGGCGAAGUCUCUCUAUCUCAAACUAAGUGGCUUCCUUCCACAUUCCAUCAAUCCCUCUCUCAAUAUAUAUAAAUGUUGGUUCCAUUGAGAGUUUUAUAAUUCUAUUCUCGCCUUUUCUUUUCUCUUCUCUCCAAGCCUAAGAAAUUAAAUAGAGGAAACUUUUCUAAAUAAUGGGAAGGCAACCAUGUUGUGAUAAAAUUGGGUUGAAGAAAGGGCCAUGGACUGCUGAAGAAGACAAGAAGCUCAUCAAUUUCAUACUCACCAAUGGCCAAUGCUGUUGGAGGGCUGUCCCUAAACUGGCAGGAUUGUUGAGAUGUGGGAAGAGCUGUAGGUUGAGAUGGACAAAUUACUUAAGGCCAGAUUUAAAGAGAGGCCUUUUGUCUGAAUAUGAAGAGAAAAUGGUCAUUGAUCUUCAUUCUCAACUAGGCAACAGAUGGUCAAAAAUUGCUUCACAUCUUCCAGGAAGAACAGAUAAUGAGAUAAAAAACCACUGGAACACUCACAUAAAGAAGAAACUAAAAAAAAUGGGAAUAGACCCUCAAACUCACAAGUCUAUUUCUCAGUCUUCUGAUAACACCCAUUUGUCUGACAAGGACAAAAAACAAUCAUCACAAACUCCAUCACCACCAAAAGAGCAUAAGAAAGAGGCAGCAGGGUCCGAAACCGAGAUAAUAGAAACGAACAUAUCAGACUUGAUUAUGGAUGGGUUUUGCACAGAAGAAGUUCCUCUAGUUGAGCCACAUGAAAUUCUAGUCCCUUGCGCUUCUUCAUCUUCAACAACCUCAACUUCUUAUUCUUCUUCAUCUUCCUAUUCUUAUUCUUCAUUUUCAUCAAAUUCAGAAUCAGCAGCCAAUUUGCUUCAAGAUUUGAUGAAUGAGUUUCCUGAGUUUGAGUGGCCAAAUAUUUGUGAAGAAAAUGGCAUAGUGGAGGAAGGGCUUUUGGAAGAUGAUUUUGGUAGUAGUUGGGAUUUUGUUGUUAAUAAUUAUGAGGGAGGUAAUGCCAAUAAUAUUGGGAAUGAUCCAUUUGUUGGUUUGGAAUUGGAUAAUUCUCAGUCUUGGGUUUAUGGGUUGUAAUGAAUCAUGCACAUCAUGUCAUGUCAAACUUUAUAUUAUGUAUUCAAAUUAUAUAUCUCGUAAUUAAUCAUAUAUAUUAUGUAAUAUA